CCAACAGCUCUUUUUUUUUUCUGAGGGAGGACUCGAAGGAUUAAAAGGGAGCAACUUCUGAGGCGAUUUGUCCCCUGAGUUAUGGAUGUUGGUGCACUUACUUCAGGCCAGAUCAGAGCUCAGAGGGAUCUAACCAGAAGCAGCAACCACCGGCUCUCCACUUGCCUUUUACCAGGUUUUACUCUUCCAGUAUGUUUCAUUCGAUAAGACAUUUUCCAGCGCCCAGAGUUUCAGUACAAUGUGCAAAUGGAUACUGACAAAUGGUGCCUCAGCCUUUUCCCACCUGCCUUGUUGCUGCUUGCUGCUGCUCUUCUUGGUGUCUUCUGUGGACCUCGGCCAGGACAUGCUGUCCCCGAAGGCCACCAACUCUUCUUCAUCAUCCUCCUCCUUCCCCUCGUCCUUCUCCUCUCCUUCCAGUGCGGGGAGACACGUGCGGAGCUACAAUCACCUCCAAGGAGACGUGCGCAAGAGGAAGCUCUACUCUUACAACAAGUACUUUCUCAAGAUCGAGAAGAACGGCAAGGUCAGCGGCACCAAGAAGGAGAACUGCCCCUUUA
Molecule: messenger RNA, 557 nt
Organism: Tauraco erythrolophus (red-crested turaco)
Lineage: Eukaryota; Metazoa; Chordata; Aves; Musophagiformes; Musophagidae
Source: RefSeq, a predicted model, not a curated record